AAGCAGUCAUAUGAUGAGUGGUUGACAGAGCUGUAGUGGAGGAAGUCUCAUAGAGCUGUUGUUUGCUUGGAGAAUUCUAGUCUGUUUAGUCAACACAGUGAGAUGUACGCUUGUGCUUUUCUGUUGUGUUUGCUGACGUUGUUUCAGCUCGGCUCGCGGGCUCAGUACGCCCCGGAUGAGGUGACUUUCCUUCCAGGGGCCACGUUCAAACCGAACUACCGUCAAUGGUCUGGAUACCUCCAGGCAGGGCCAGGGAAAUUUUUCCAUUACUGGUUUGUGACUUCUCAGAGGGACCCAGCCACAGACCCAUUGGUGCUCUGGUUGAAUGGAGGCCCAGGCUGCAGCUCUCUGGAUGGGUUCUUGUCUGAGAAUGGACCAUUUCAUGUAAACAAUGAUGGGUUCACUCUCUACGAGAACAAAUUUAGCUGGAACAAGAUUGCCAAUGUACUUUAUCUUGAGUCUCCUGCAGGAGUGGGAUAUUCCUACUCUGAUAGCCAGUCUUAUAAAACUAAUGAUGACCAGGUGGCUGAUGAUAAUUACAACGCUCUACAUAGUUUCUUUGCCAAGUUCCCAAACUUCACUCAGAAUGAGUUCUUCAUCUUCGGAGAGAGUUAUGGUGGGAUUUAUGCACCCACACUCAGCCUGCGUGUGGUCACAGGACCAGCCAAAAUCAACUUUAAGGGCUUUGCGGUGGGGAAUGGCCUCAGCAGCUUUGCUCUCAACGACCAGUCUUUGAUCUACUUUGGAUAUUACCACGGCCUCUUUGGAGAAGAUUUGUGGCGUGAUCUGAACAUAAAUUGCUGUAAGGAGGAAAACUGUAACUUUUACAACUCCAGUUCUGAGACUUGUCGAACGCUGGUAAAUGUGGCCUUUAACAUUGUUUAUGAAAGCGGACUUAAUGAAUACGCUCUAUACUUGGAUUGUGAAGGCCGCAGAACAUCCAGUAAAGGAUAUGAGAGGGCCAUGAGUCAUCUGUUUACAAACUACAGGAAAGACCUGCACUCCUACAAGUUUUCAGGUGGCGUGACUCCCUCCAUGUCUCUGGGUGAAGUCCCUCCCUGCAUCAACAGCACAGCUCAGACAAACUGGCUGAACAGAGGUGAUGUGAGGAAAGCUUUACACAUACCUGACACACUGCCAUCCUGGGACAUCUGCAGUGAUGAUGUUGGAGAGCACUAUGACGUUGUGUACUUAACAAUGAAGGAUGUAUAUCUAAAGCUGCUCUCUGUGGGCCUUCGGGCGCUCGUCUACAACGGAGACACUGACAUGGCCUGCAACUUCCUGGGAGAUCAGUGGUUUGUGGAGGACCUCGGCAUAAAGGCAACCAGCAAGUACCAGCAUUGGAUUCACAAUGAUCAAAUUGCUGGUUUCUAUCAGCAGUUUGGAAACAUCACUUUCCUGACAGUUAAGGGUGCAGGUCACAUGGUUCCUCAGUGGGCUCCAGGUCCAGCUUUCCAAAUGUUCCAGUCCUUCAUAACAAAUGACAUCUACUGAAAUGUGCUGGAGACUUUACUUUGUGUUCACUGGUUGGACUGCACAUUUUUCUCAGGGAAGAUCCAUUUAGACAGAUGAUGGUCUGCUCAGGCGUUUUUGUUUCCUUCAUAACCUUCUUGUAGUAUUUCCAACUCUGAUUUAACUUUUUGUGGGGCAUUGACAUAUUUGGUUAAUGCUCUACAGAUUUAAUUGGGUGAACAUUGUAGGAUAAAACUCUGUUUUCACACUCAUAAAACAUGACUGUCGAAACCUCAGCAAAGAAGCAGAGAUCACCUUAUUUAACUUAAUAUUUUUUUAAAGAGCAGUACAAGACUGCAUACCUCCACUAAGAUUGGUUUUAAAGAGGGGGGGGGGGGCAAAAACAAAAACUGCCACUUCAUGACUUGUCUUCUGAAAUUGUCAUUCAGAUCUAUCUCCAACUUUUUAAGUAAUCUGCAAACUGUACCAUUCAAAUAAUGGAGGUGAAAAAGUACAUGAGCCUCAAAAUGAGACUAAAAGGGAAUUGAGCCUAAAUAUGAACAAACCUAGUGGAAACAGGAGAAGGGACUAUCUGACUGCUCAGAUUUACUGCAUAAAUGUAAUAAAGAUGGUAUUUGAUACCAAGUUAUAAAUAUUUGUCUUUUGUGACACAGUUUUAUGUUUCUGUAGACUGACACUAACAUGUUACUAGUAAAACGUUUAGCUUAGUCCACUGUCAGUCCUGCAUUGUUCACCCAUACUCUCAACUCACCCGAAACAAAUUCAAAACCAGAGUAGAAAUACUGCCUACGUGUCGAUAAACUAAACUGGGCUUUAAAUAGUCUUUGCAAUUCCUAAUUUCCACGGUACUGAUCCAAAGCUGAAUGUUCUGCUUUUUAUUGCCUUAUCAAAGCUGGUUUCUGUAAAUGUUUAUGUGAUGAUGCUGAGCCAUCUGGAUCAAAACAUCAAUUCCACUUAAUUUUGUUUUUCUUAUUAAAUAUUUUGUUGAA
This is a messenger RNA of Melanotaenia boesemani (Boeseman's rainbowfish), 2462 nucleotides long. RefSeq names its product cathepsin A-like. Gene Ontology annotation, molecular function: serine-type carboxypeptidase activity. Gene Ontology annotation, biological process: proteolysis. The record is from RefSeq and is a predicted model, not a curated record. The transcript has 11 exons. The coding region runs from base 103 to 1494 and encodes 463 amino acids. NCBI's taxonomy places the organism in Eukaryota, Metazoa, Chordata, Actinopteri, Atheriniformes, Melanotaeniidae.